Molecule: messenger RNA, 4111 nt
Organism: Coffea arabica (coffee)
Lineage: Eukaryota; Viridiplantae; Streptophyta; Magnoliopsida; Gentianales; Rubiaceae
Molecular function (GO): protein binding
Source: RefSeq, a predicted model, not a curated record
AUCAACCUGAAAACCAGAAACAUCAGGGCUUCAGAAUUUGCCUCAAAUCCCAGUAAUUAAUUCACCCAAAUUUCAGAUUUCAGACCAAUUUAAAAUCCUCAUCAGCUGAAGGCGUAGAAGAUGAUGACGAUGAAGAGAAGAGCUUCUUCUGCGGUGAUUGUUUCCAUUGCUCGGUCUCAGGAGGCAGCGGCUUCAUUAGGUACAACUGCUCCUGCAGGUUGUACUACUCUUGCUUCAUUUCUCUCUGCAUUCCCCAACGUUAAACCCCAAUUAGCUUGCUAUUCUGCUGGUAGUGAUAAAAUUAGAAACCAUCAGUGCCAAAUUGGAUCGUCUUUUGUUAACGUUGUGCAAUUUCCAUCUGGGUUGAAGAGUAGGAUUGGUAGUAUUAACGGUCUUGAUGAUGCUCUGAGCUUGUUCGAGCGGAUGGUCCGGAUGAGGCCUCUGCCUUCUGUUAUUCAAUUCAAUCAACUGCUGACUUGUAUUGUUAAGAUGAAGAAUCAUUAUUCUUCAGUUAUUUCCCUUUUUAGAGAUAUGUGUGUCCAGGGCAUUCCUGUGGAUGAGGCCACCCUUAAUAUAAUGAUUAAUUGUUGCUGCGUUGUGGGCCGAGUGGAUUUAGCUUUUUCUACAUUGGCUGGCUUCCACAAACGUGGUUUUGUCCCUAAUGUGGUCACCUUUAGUACUCUACUCAAAGGACUCUUUCGAGGACGCAAGGUUCCCCAGGCACAAGAAUUAUUUAAAAAGAUAAUAUUCGAAAAACUUUGCGAGCCCAAUGAAGUUAUCUUUCUGGUUGUGAUAGAUGGGCUCUGUAAGGCGGGUAAUACUCAAAUGGCCAUUGAAUUCCUAAGACUUAUGGAAAAAAGAAGAAGAUGUAAGCCCAACGUUUAUGUGUACGGUACAAUCAUUGACAGCUUGUGCAAGGAUAAAAUGGUUGAUGAAGCUCUUGCCCUCUUACAGGAGAUGUUUGAAAAGGAAAUUCCCCCAGAUGUUGUCAUUUACAAUUGUUUGAUUCUAGGUUUCUGCAAUUUAAGUAAAUGGAAGGAGGUUAUAAGGCUCUUCUCUGACAUCAAGGAUUACAAAAUUGCUCCAAAUGUUUUUACUUUUACUAUAGUGGUGGAUGCAUUGUGCAAGGAAGGACAUGCAAAAGAUGCUGAAGAGGUAGUCCGGAUCAUGAUCCAGCAAGGUCAAAAUCCCGACGUGGUCACAUACAAUUCCUUAAUGGAUGGAUAUUGUUUACAACGCCAAAUAGGUGAAGUAAGGAGAGUAUUCGAUACCAUGGUUGCUAGUGGCCUUACUCCAGAUGCUCAUAGCUAUGCUAUUUUGAUAAAUGCCUAUAACAAGAACAAGAAAGUGGAAGCAGCCAUGAAUCUCUUUCAAGAGAUUCGGCAUAAAGGCUUAAAAUGUGAUAUUGUUGUUUAUACCGCUGUUUUGCAGGGGUUAUUUAGUGCAGGAAUGUAUCCUAGUGCAAGAGAAGUUUUUGAUGAGAUGCAAGCUUCUGGCAUAAAGCCUGAUUUUCACACUUAUUGCGUGAUGUUGGAUGGGCUAUGCAAGACUGGACAUGUCGACGAAGCAUUGCAGUUAUUCCAUGCAAUGGAAACUGAUGGAACAAAUCUUCACAUAGAAAUGUACACUAUCAUCCUUGAUGGGUUGUGCAAAAGCAGGAGGCUCGAUAGUGCUCGAGAUCUUUUCAACAAUCUCUCCCUUAAAGGAUUGAACCCUAAUGUCAAAACAUACACCACCAUGAUUGCUGGCCUGCUUUCAGAAGGUCUGCUCAUCGAAGCUAAAGAGGUCGUUAAAAAGAUGGAAGAGAAGGGUUGCCCGGCAAAUGAUGGUACAUACAAUGUUAUUCUGCAAGGACUCCUUAAGGGAGGUCAUUAUCAUCAUGCGAUGGUCUAUCAUGAAGAAAUGGUUCAUAAAGGAUUCUCGCUGGAUGCACAUACCUUUUCCAUUUUACUUGAUUUGUCUGCUGAGAAUCAGAAGAAACCUUCUGUGCUAAUGUUGAUGCUGAAGAUUGAUCCCGAUAGCAAGAAGUUCAUAGAUGGGGAAUGAAGAGGACCUUCACAUUAGUUGCAACAUGUUGGUCCUGCUAUUUAUUUUGGCCCCUGAACUUUAAUUUGUUGGAAAAAACAUUAAUUAGGUUUGCAUUUGAUCCUGUUAUCACUUUUCAUCUUUGUUGCAAUGCAACUGAGCCUUAGAGGAACUCUCUUGGUGAUUUUUUGUGAAACGCCUCAGAGAUCAUCAAUAUGGUGGAGAAGCCGCAUUCCUUGGUGAUCUCUCCACAGUCUCUGCCAUAAAGGAUUGGACCUUGAUGAGAAAACAUACACCCCAAUGACUGCUGGCCUGCUUUCAGAAAGCUUGUUUGCAGAAGCUAAAGAGCUUUUCGAGAAAAUGGAAGAGAAUGGUUGCUGGCACACAGUGUCAUGUUCAAUGUUAUUUUGCAAGGACUUCUGAGGGGAGGUCACUACGAUGAUGCAGUGUUGUAUUAUGAAGAAAUGGUUCGGAUAGAAUUCUUGCUGGAUUCAUCUACUUUUCCAUUUUACUUGAUUCAUCUGCAGGAAAAAAGAACAAUCCUUCUCUAUUUUGUUGAUGCUGAAAAUUGAUCCUGAUAGCAAGAUGUCCAUGAUUGGGGGAUGAAUGGUACCUUCACAUUAGUUACAACUCGGUAGUCCUGAUGUUUUCGCCCUUAAACUUUAAUUGUGCUGGAACUAACAUUAUCUAAGUUUGCACUUUCCUGUUCUCACUUAUCUCUCUCUACAUUUAGUGUUUUGGUUGAGCUAUAGUGGUCAAAUUUGUGAGGUCCAUGACAUGAUACUUCAGAUUUUUCGGAACUUUCUUAUUGGGGUGACUGAAUGAUGCUGCUAUUGCCCUGCUAGAUUAAUACUAUUAAUGGUUGAUACACUUAAAUCAUCUUCUUGACUUUCUAAAACAUUAAUGGCUUUAUGUGAAAGAACCUGCAUUUCUGGACAUAGGUAUGUGUCCAUUAGUUAAAUUUAAGUUGGUGGAUGAUUACCUUUCAAGGACAUUGACAUGUCUGUUCCUUGUUUAUCACAGUUCUGCUUAAUUGAAACAUUGAAUGAAACAUGUCUAUUAUUAAUAUCCAGCAUCUGUUAGUCGUAAAAUUUGUUUGGCUGAAUAUUGAUGAUCACAGAGGCGCAAAAGAGAGAGAGCUGUUUUUCUGGUUACUCUGCAGUCAUAUGAACCCCAUUCAGCAAUUGUUAAAUAUCUAUUUCUGCCUUUUACAGACCUCAAACCUGGAAAACCUGGGGAGAAAGGCCUAGACUGGACUAAUUGGAAAAGAACAGCUUUUGGUGCUGCACACAGCCUAGAAUACCUGUAUGAGCAUUGCAAUUUGAAAAUCAUAAACUGAGAUUGAGCGCUGCAAAUAUCGCCCUGGAUGGUGACUUUGACUCUGUUCUUGGAGAUUUUGGGCUUGUAAAGUUGGUGAUUACAAACUAACACACAUCACAAAUCAAGUCCGGGGAACCAUGGGACACAUUGCCGCUGAAUAUUUGUUGACUGGAAACUCUUUAGAGAAGACAGUGCGUUUGGCUAUGGUAUAACAUCUUCUGGACUUGCAACUGGUCAGUGUGCAAUAGACUUCUUUUGGCUUGAAGGAGGAUGAUCUACUGCUAGAGCAUGUUUUAGUUCUCCUCAAGGAUCACCUGAUACAUCCUUGGGAUUCAUGUCCUUUUUGGCUGUAGCUCUGGCACCAAAAAUACUGUGCCAUUAAAAAGUUUAUUUCUCUGGCAACUGUGAGUUCAGAAAUCAUUUUGACUGUUCUUCUACUUCAGGGAAUAGACAUCGUGUUCAAACAAUUCAGCACCUCUGGUUUGCACCCUGGAUGCGUUUGAUUCUGCCUUCUGCGUUAACUGGAGAGUGGUUCGAAUGUUUAGCGUAGCAAUCUUACAAAUCAUGUUUAACAUUUCAGUAGUUCAUUGUAAAGGAGAACGAUUAGUUUGGCACUCUUAUGAAUCAUGUUUAGCUCUGCUGUAGUUCUUUCUUUCUAAAUUCUUGUAUUAGCAAGUAAUUGACAAAAGCUAUGUAUAAAUAUUUGUACGCUGUAGGUUAUUUGGAAAGGACUAAUGCACGUGCUACUGCAGUUUAGCUCCAAAAA